This is a messenger RNA of Spinacia oleracea (spinach), 3204 nucleotides long. RefSeq lists its product as uncharacterized. The record is from RefSeq and is a predicted model, not a curated record. Bases 1 to 3204 code for a protein of 1067 amino acids. The transcript is spliced from 5 exons. Lineage: Eukaryota; Viridiplantae; Streptophyta; Magnoliopsida; Caryophyllales; Amaranthaceae.
AUGGAUACAAGUUGGAUAGAUCUACCCACUGGCCACCCUGAAUAUAUCGAUGGUUGUAUGCAAUUCAUUGCGUUUGCCAAUCAAGGUCUAUUCGAAGGAAAAAUUAGAUGUCCAUGUAAGAACUGUAAGGUGGAUAAAUGGUUCCCGGUUAAUGAUGUAGAGCGACAUAUUUUGUUUAAGGGGUUUUAUAAGUCGUAUAGAAAUUGGAUCUUUCAUGGUAAAGGGGAUAUGGUUCAACGUAUGUUAGGGAGUGAUGGAGGGAGUACUAGUGAAGGAUCCCUUGGUAAUCAAAGUGGGUUUGUAGGUCGAGAUAAUAUGGGAGGACUAUUAAGAUCAGCUUUUAGUGUUAAUGUGCCACCCAAUUUUCCAACUUUUGAAGCAAGAGAGGAUGGUGAAUGGACUGAGGAGCCCGUGUCAUACGACACAGAUGUUGAAUAUGAUGAUUCUACAAUAGAAGAAGAUGCGACAUAUAAGAAGCUACUUCAAGCUUCUGAGGAGAAAUUAUAUGAGGGGUGUAUUAAUUUUUCAAAGUUAUCUUUUCUUCUACACUUAUUUCACUUGAAGUGUAUGCAUCACUGGUCCAUUGAAUCUUUCAAUAUGCUCUUGAAGCUGAUUUUAGAUGCAUUUCCUCAAAUACUUGAUUUUCCCUCGUCUUAUUAUUACAAGAAAGACAAAUGUCAUGUUUGUGGUAAAUCGAGGUGGAAAACAACCAAGGGUAAGAAGGGUGACGAUGUAAGUGAUCAAGGUACGAAUACUUGUAAGAAAGGUGUGCCAGCUAAGGUAAUGCGAUAUUUUCCUCUUAUCCCAAGACUAAAAAGAAUCUACAUGUCAUCAGAAACAGCAGAAGAUAUGAGAUGGCAUGAUACAGAGCGAUUGGGUGAAGAUGAUAAGAAGAUUUUGAGGCAUCCUUCCGAUGCCUUAGCGUGGAAGGCAUUUGAUGAGCGUUAUAGAGAUUUUGCAUUAGACCCUCGUAGUGUUCGAUUAGGUCUUGCGAGCGAUGGGUUUAAUCCAUACCGUUUAAUGAACACUACUUAUAGUACAUGGCCAGUGGUGUUGAUUCCUUAUAAUCUUCCACCAUGGCUAUGUAUGAAACCAUCUUCUUUCAUUUUGUCCACACUUAUUCCCGGAAAAGCAAGUCCUGGAAAUGAUAUUGACGUGUAUUUGCAACCAUUAGUUCAUGAGUUAAAAUUGCUGUGGGGAGGGGUUGAAGCUUUUGAUGCUUUUGACGGAGUGAAAUUUAAUUUGCGCGCGGCUCUGCUUUGGACUAUUAAUGACUUUCCUGGCUAUGCAAUGCUCUCUGGUUUGAGCACAAAAGGUUACAAUGCAUGUCCUAUAUGCAUGGAUUCCACACCUUCUGAUAGAUUUGGGAACAAGAUUUGUUAUUGUAGCUAUAGAAAAUGGUUACCCGCAGAUCACCCAUAUCGACGUCAGGGUGAAAAGUUUUGUGAGAAGUUUGGAACUAAUGAGUUGGGUGAAGCCCCAUCUCGUCCUAGCGGCACUGAUAUAUUGAGGCAACAAGAAAAGGUCGAGUAUGUUUAUGGAAAGUCAAAGGCACCACCGAAAAAGAGACAAAGAGGACAUACUGAUAACAAUGAUGUCCAAGAUGAAAUUGUCUUUGGUACCAAGAGAAGCAUAUUCUUUGAUUUGGUGUAUUGGGAGCAUAAUCUUCUAAGGCAUAAUUUAGACGUUAUGCACAUUGAGAAAAAUGUGUCUGAGAAUCUUUUGGGAACACUUCCUAGUAUGGAUAAGAGUAGAGAUAAUAGGGAUGAUCGAGAAGCCCUUGAAGCAUGGAGAAUAAAGACUCACCUUUGGCUUAGUGCUGAUCAUAAUGGAAAUGAAUACAUGCCUCCAGCUUCCUAUUCUAUGUCUAGGGAGGAAAAAGAGAGAUUCUUAACUGUUUUGCAGAAACUUAAAGUUCCGGAUGGAUAUGGAUCCAACCUUUCUAGUUGUGUGAAUAUGAAGCAAAGGAAGUUGAUUAACCUCAAGAGUCAUGACAACCAUGUUCUAAUGCAAGAUAUCCUCCCCGUCGCCUUAAGAGCUUCUAAUGCUACAAAGGUGAUUGACUUGUUGGCUAGAUUGUCUUCGUUUUUCAAGAAGUUGUGCUCCACCAGUAUUGAUCCAGAUGAUUUAGAUGGUCUUCAAGAUGGAAUUGUUUUAACUCUUUGUCAGUUGGAAAUGGAGUUUUUGCCUUCAUUUUUCACAAUCAUGGUCCAUUUGUUGAUUCACUUAGUGGAGGAGGUUAAACUUGGUGGACCAGUGCAAUACAGAUGGAUGUAUCCCAUUGAAAGGUACUUGUCCCAUUUGAAGUCACAUGUAACCAAUAAAGCCCAACCUGAAGGAUCUAUUGCGGAAGGCUACCUUUUAGAGGAGACAAUUAGGUUUUGCUCGAGAUAUCUUCAAGGUGUUAAGACCAUCUUCAACAUGCCUAAAAGGAUGGAUGAUGACAUUUCAAAUUCUGAUGAUUACUUAUUUAAUUCCGGCGGUCGAGUCAUUGGAAAGGAGGUUAGCAUUCGCCUUGAUGGUCAAAGCUUAAAACAAGCCCAUCGCUACGUUUUACUUCACUCUGAUGAGAUCAAAGGGGAUCUAGAUGAAUUUUUAACCGAGAAGCGUCAAAUGAACUUAGAAAUUUCCGUCGCGGAGAGUGAUGAAAGUAAAUGGAUCAUCAAUGAAUUUGGAGGGUGGCUGCAAAACAAGGUACAUUUCAUAGAUGCAACCACCGAAGAUGGGAAACUAAGAAAAGCUUUGGCGGGUGGUUUGCAUUCUUAUGGUAGAAAAUUAAAAGGAUACAUAAUCAAUGGAUACAAAUUCCUUUCCACUGAUCGCGAUUGUCGUCUUUUGACACAAAAUUCUGGAGUUAUGGUUGAAGCGGAUGGAGUGGCAUACUACGGAAAAGUGAUGGAUAUCUAUGAAUUAAAUUACUAUGGAGAUUAUAAAGUUGUAUUGUUUCGUUGUGAUUGGGUAGACAUUCGUAGGGGUGUAAGAACAUAUCCAAACGGCGGAGUAUGUGUCAAUUUCUCUAAAUUGAUGCAUACUGGACGAUUAUUGCAAGAUGAUCCAUUUGUCUUCUCAUCUCAAGCAAAACAAGUUUUUUACAUAGAAGAUGAGAUACAAAAAGGAUGGUUCCAUGUUGUUAAGAAUAAGCCUAGAGAUUUGUUUGAUUUAGGUGAUUCUUUACCAGUAGCGGAAGAGGGUGGGGCCGAUUGA